AGGAUGAACCGAGGCGGCCGCGCGGAGCCCACGCCGCCGGAGUGCGCGCUGGCGGCGGAGAUGUUCGACCAUUUUUGCUCCGCCGGCACCAUGAAGCAGAUCCUCGCGCUGCACAGGGAGAUAUGCAACACGCUCACACUCAAACCGAACAGGCUGCCGGACUUUUACCCUAAACUUAAGGCAAAACUAGCGAGCUCAUGGAAGGCGCAGGCGCUGUUCAAGAAAUUCGAUGCGCGCGCGAACCACAAGGUGUACGGGAAGGGUCGCGUGUGUUCCACGAGCAAGGUGCUCAUCAUCGGAGCCGGUCCAUGCGGGAUGCGAGCCGCCAUCGAGUGCCAGUUGCUUGGUGCGAAAGUGGUGGUGGUGGAGAAGCGAGACCGCAUGUCGCGCAACAACGUGCUGCACCUGUGGCCGUUCGUGAUCCAGGACCUGCGCGCGCUCGGCGCCAAGAAGUUCUUCGGCAAGUUCUGCGCCGGCUCCAUCGACCACAUCAGCAUACGACAGCUGCAGUGCAUUCUUAUGAAGGUGGCGCUCUUACUCGGCGUGGAAAUCCAUGAAGGAGUCAGCUUCGAAGAGCUACUAGAGCCGACCGUCAAGGAAAACUCUGAAACUCUAGGUUGGCGCGCGCGCGUCUCCCCCAUGGACCACCCUGUGUCGCAGUACGAGUUCGACGUGUUGCUCGGCGCGGACGGCAAGCGGAACACGCUGCAAGGAUUCAAGCGGAAGGAGUUCAGAGGCAAGCUCGCCAUGGCCAUCACGGCCAACUUCAUCAACAGGCACACGGAGCAGGAGGCAUCGGUGCCGGAAAUAAGCGGCGUCGCGUUCAUAUUCAACCAGAAGUUCUUCAAGGAGCUGUAUGAAGUGACCGGCAUCGACCUGGAGAACAUAGUUUACUACAAGGACGAUACGCAUUACUUCGUCAUGACGGCCAAGAAGCACAGCUUGCUAGAUAAGGGCGUGCUUCUCAAUGAUUUCACGGAAGUGUCGCGUCUCUUGAGCGUGGAGAACGUGGACCGCGGCGCGUUGAUGCGGUACGCGCAGGAGGCGGCGCGGUUCUCCACAGACGGCCGACUGCCGCUGCGGGACUUCGCGCUCAACCACUAUGGCGAGCCUGACGUCGCGCUCUUCGACUUUACCUCUAUGUACGCAGCAGAGAACGCCAGUAUGGUGUACGAGCGGCACGGUCGUCGCCUGCUGUGCCAGCUGGUGGGCGACAGUCUGCUGGAGCCGUUCUGGCCGACCGGGUCGGGGUGCGCGCGAGGGUUCUUGUCGGCGCUGGACGCCGCGUGGGCGGUGCGGGCCUGGGGCCAGUCCCCCGCGCCGCAUCCGCUAGAUGUUAUAGCAGAGAGAGAAUCGAUAUACAGGCUGCUCGCACAAACAACGCCAGAGAACCUGCACAGAGACUUCGGCGCAUACACGCUGGACCCGGGCACCAGGUAUCCGAACUUGAACCGCACCGCCGUCACGCCGCACAGGGUGACGGGAUUCUACGACUCGGACGACCCGCUGGCGCUCGACGCCACCUCCACCGCCAGGAAGAGACGUAGAGAAGCGGAGGUGUCGGACGAGGCGUUAGUGUCGUGGGUGGGCGCGGCGGAGGGCGGGCUGCGCGGCGCGGUGAGUCCGCCCGCACUCGCUGCGCUGCUGCGCCGCUACCGGCCCGACCUGCUGCCUCCGACUGCACCGCCACGCGCAGUCUACCACGUGCUACACCACGAGUUCGGCAUAGCGCCUUUCUCGUCCGGCGGCACCCUGCGCGACGUGCCGGACUCGAAGGUGCGCUCGUACCUGGCGCGCGUGUACAACGCGUUCAAGGGCGAAGUGCCCCACGUGCACCACGCCACCGACGUGUUCGACCAAAUCAAACAGAGCCAACAGAAAGAGAUAAGAAAAUUGACCGACCAUUCGCCUUCAGUAUAUUCGAACGCAGCGGAUACGGAAAAGUCCCAUUCAAGCGGUAGAAAAAAACGACGCGCCCUGCGCACGCCACAAGUAAGUAUCGAUCCGGCCGAGUAUAUCAGGAAAAAGAUCGGCAAACUCGACCUUAACGACAUCACGCAGCUCGCCAAACUCAUAGAGGGGCACGACGCCGCCACCGCCGAUCAACAUCUGGACAAACAAAACAACCUGCAGGAACAGAUCAUCGCCUUACUGGACCCCGAGGAGUCGCCAGACCCGAAGGUGCUGAGGCAAUCGCUUGCGCAACUUCUCUCCGGCCCGACCAAAACCCACGUUAAGCAUGAUCAGUCGAAACUGGCUCAGUUUUUCCAGGAAAAACCUGAGAAGCCGGUCAAGCCGCCGCGCAGGUUGAAAGGCCUCGAUGCGAGCACUAUAAAAAUAACAGACUUUUCAGAGUUCGAUGAUUCAAAUGAUACUGAUGCGACGCUUGUUGGUGUUGAGGUAAAGAAGAGCAGAGCUUCGUCUAUAGAGAGUAAAUUGGCAAGAUCUUCGGAAAGUCCGGUUCGCGUACCUAAAGAUAGGCGGCUGUCCGAAGUCCUUGAAAAACGAAGGCAUUCACAAAGUCCAGAUAUCGUAUACAAGCGGUCGAAUUCCAUCGGAUCUUCGGAGAUAGCGAACACGAGACGUAUAGCUCAGCUAUUCGAAGGUAACAAACGACGGCAUACUCCGAGUCCGGAGUCCAGGUCCGUCCGAUCAGGAUCCGCUAAUAACCCCGAAAUGGCACUCAGAUUACAAAGAAUGACGGAGAUAAUCGAGGGUAAAAGACGGGACACGCCGAGUCCCGAUAGAGCGAAACGGGAAACGAUAGGUAACCCAGAACUAGCAUUACGACGGCAGAAAGUGGUCGAUCUCAUCCAAGGCACGAAGUUGCGCCCACCCGAACCUCCACAGCGGAAGAACAGUGGAGAAAUGUCAUUCCGCAUGCAAAGGAUGUCUGAUAUGAUGGAGAAGAAGAGCGCAGAGGCGAAACGGCCGAAGAACGUCGGUAGGAGGAAGGCGGCGAGGGAGAUCAUGAGGCAGCGGUUCGAGAAGAGUCUGCAGAUGUUGGCAACUGAGCCGCGGAUGGACUUCGCGCCGUCCGCGGACUUGGAGAACGACUACGGGCUGCAGCAGUAUAGGGCUAGCGCGCCCGUGUUCGAGGAACGGGUGAAGAAACUGGAGAAGAAGUUGCAGCACUAUGAGGAGGGGCGAAUGGUAGGCGGAGGCACUCGAGCGGCGGGAGGGGGCGCGCGAGUAGCUCGCCUGGCCGCCGAGCUGUCGGGGUCUACCACCAACUCUUCGGCACCACGACCUUCAAAACCCAAGGACCUCAUGCGCUCCGUCGGGAAGAUCGAGCGCGACGACUGGAAUAUGAAAGAAAUUGAGAGGAAGAUAUUGGAGAACCGACUGGGCAGGCCAGAGCCGAAGACUGCCGAGAAGGUGCCCAAGUGGGACAGGGAGCAGUUCUUAGGACGUCAAAGGAGGCUAAAGGAAGGCGAGGGGAGCGAGAAAUGGGUAGAAAUCGACGAAACUCUGCACAAGCUAGACCAAAAACUGCGCGACUCUGGCCGUCCCGACCACGGGACGAAGAAGGUAGCUAAUUUAGCAACGAAAUUUGUUAAGAAAGACGAACCAGAAGCGGCGAAGAAUCAACCGAAAGAAGAGAUGAAGAAGAGUUGGCGCGGUCCGUCGUCGACUGGCAUGCAGUGCGCGGCGUGUGGCACGCGCGUGUUCGCCGCGGAGGGCGUGGCGGCCGACGGGCUGCACCUGCACCGCGCCUGCUUCCGCUGCGCCGUCUGCAAGACCGUGCUGCGACCGGGGAACUACACAAUGGAGCGUUACGGCAGCCGACUGGUCUGCUUACGUCACUCGGGCGCGAACGUGCCUGACUCGGCGACGCUGACCACGCCCACUCCUGCGCGUGCGCACGUGCCCACCUCCACACCGGAGCGCAUCAGCCUUGAGCUCUCCGACAGCGGUGCUAGAGAGAUUGAUGAAGAUGAAUGGACGGAUAGAAACUUCUUGGCCUCUGAGACGUCAGGCGCUGGCGGGCUGAGUGACGAGGAAGAGUCCAGCUCUGAAGAGUACACGGACGCGGGGGACUCUGAGGGCGAGGCGGAGCGGUCACCCGAGCCGCAGUGCAUCGCCGCCCCGCGCCCGCACCACGCGGACCUCUACUUCAGCGAUGACUCCUUCGGAUACGACGACUACUCAGACGAUGGCGCGGAGUCGUCUGGUAACGAGUCGUGUUCGCGCAUGCGCGCGGCCCGCGAGGCGCGCCGGCUCGAGGUGCCCGCCGACAGCUGCGUGCCGCCGGACGGGCGAGCGCCCACCGACAGCAGCGAGGUGGAGUCUGAAGAGGAAAGCGAGUCGAGUAGCGAGGAAGUGUCUUCAGCCACGGAGGUCUCCACCGAUAGCGAGUUUGCGCGCGAGGAGUGUGCCCCCGCGCCCGCGCCCUCCCCUCCCGCCAUCCUCGUGACCGAGGCGCCGCCCCCCGCGCCCCCGCCCCCGCACGAUUAUCCCCUCUCCCGCACGCGCUCCGCAGGCGGCCUGGCCACCAAACGAGCGUUGGAACUCAAACGAAAAUAUCUAUUAGGUGAACCCUCGCCCCCCGCCGUCCGCAAGUCGGAUUCAACGUCGCAGAUAGACACCAAGUUCGAAGCAUUCCGCUCCACUAUCACCGAAUUCCAAAAGCUGCUGCAUCCGGCGCCGGCGCCCGCGGCGCAGCAGCCCCAGAAGUCAGUGGUCACGUUCCAAGUGGCCGAGGAGAAGAAACCACAACCGAUGCCGGACAUCAUCAAAAAUCUGUGUAACGACGCGCCGGUAGAUCUCCUCACUAAAGGCGAUUCGCCGCUCUGCAAGGAUUGGAGAACGGACCCCGUGAAGGAGGAACAAAAGGACCCUGACUUGGAGUCAGAUUCUUUAUCUGAUGAUUCCUCGCACACGGAGACUGGGCCCAAUCAGCCGGUGCCACGAGUCGAGGUGCACGAUGAAGGCGGCGAACUGAUUCAACUGGACAGUUUGAUGAUAGUGAAUAGCACGGAAGACAACGACAAAGCUUCCGGGACUGCGACGGCUACGGGGCCCACGGUCAUCGCCGCCGCGGACUCGGAGUCUUCGGAGUCUUGUCGCGACGCCACAACUCUAGCUCUGACAGAGACGGAGCUGUCAGACUGGGCGGCCGAGGGGGCCGUGCUAGACGACUGCGGCUUCGACGAUAGAGAAGAACGGAAAAGGAGCAAGAACCCGCGGUCGCUCAGCGGACCCAAGUUGAUACACGACGCGAAGAACUUGUCGACAAUAUGUUCGCACGUGUGCGGCCGCACUAGCCCAACUGAACCGGUGCUCUACUCUAACGCGCUUGAACAUUUCGAAUUCGCCGACGAAGGCGACCCGGACCCUUCGCUAGAGAACCCCAUUACACCAAAGAACCAGGGCUACAUGGAACUGGUGGAGGACGAGUACUAUUCCCCGAACAACGACCGCUCGAUGAACUUCAUAGAGAAGAGUUAUUCAGAAACAGUUUUCAAGCCCGCUAGCCAAGACGUUAGCGUUCAUCAAGAGGACACGGAUGAUACCGAACAGAAGUCAGAAGCGCAGUGCGAUUUAAAAUCACCGCAACUUUUGACCUCGAUUGACAACGAACCGAGCGAGUCGACGAGUGAGAAGCGCUCUUCCGACAGCACCAAUAAUGCAACCAACGCCGACAUUGGCCAUCUGAGCUUAUCGGAGACGUCUCCGCCGCUCGAUAAAACCGAAAAAGUGUUCGUAGACGAAAUAUCCCCACCUCUAGUUACCGAGACGCCUAAAGCCGCGCAAGUGCCGCCGUCGAUACCGUUCACGUGUUCGAUGCGGCUGUACGCGCCAGCGAUCUGUCGGUCGGCGAGUGAGACCUUCCACCGGUCGACCUCGCCCAACACCGACUCGCCGACGCGCAGUGGCGACGCGUCCUUGUCACUGCACAUGAGCUCCGGCUCCGUGUCGCCCAUCAGUCCGGUGCUCGUCAAAGAUACUGUCGACAAAGUGCAGGAGAUCAAGAGGGAAAGGGAGGAGCAGACGGAGUUGGUGAGGAGACUGGUGCUGGAGCGGUUAGGUAGCGGGCCGCGGCAGGGGCGCAAAUCGUCGCGGCGGACACGCGCCUCACCGUGCAGUAACGUGCCGCCGCCGGUGCCCCCGCCGCCGGUGAUGGUCGCCUCGCCGCCGCCUCCACCCCCGCCUCGCCCCGCGCUCCCCGCGAUGCCUCUGCAGGUCACGCCCUCGUUCUCGGACCCCGAGCUGGCACGGGAAAGGCGACGGAAGAGCAUCAUGAAGAGCAUAACAAAUUACCUGAACAGACGGCUCGGACCGCGGCAUAAGUGGUAUUCGGAGCCGGAGCUGUCGUGGCAAGUAAGCGAAACAUUACGUACAUGUAUUGCGCCGCAGCGGAUCUCCAACGCGCACAAGUCGACGGGGGCGCUGCAAUCGGAGCCGCCCCCCGUCCCGCCGCCCCCGGCCGGUUACUGCUUGCCCAACGAACAGAGGUCGCCGCCGCCACGGUUACCUGCGUCGUCGAGUGCGUGCGACGUGGACGAGCGCGACGCGAUGCAGCUGUGGUUCGAGGCGCGUUGGGCGCGGCUAGUGGCGCAGCGACGCGCGCGGGACAUGUCGUGCGACGUGUCGCGUGACGAGCCUGUCGCGCGCCGCCUCGCCCGCCUCGAGCGGAGGCUCACCAGACCGCUCUCUGCGGAGCAGCAAGCGGCGACCGUCGCAGAGCUAGUCCAGGUCUCGGCGCAGCGUGAAGCGCACCAAGCACUCAUGGCAGCUGACAGCAGGCGACGCAGCGCCGCGGGCGGCGGCGUCGGGGACUAACUGCCCCUCACGACCUGUGAACCUGCGAUCGGUGUACAACCCCAGCGAGGCGUCACGCGCGGAACACUAUCGGCUUGCAACUGGUUUCAAGAAACGAUCUCAAUCUCAAUCUGUUUCUGGUUGGUUCAUUAUUGAGAUAGAUCGAAAAAGAGUUUGGGAUCGUUUAUUGAAAAUGGCGGUUAGUUGUAAUACGUUUCGGAUGUGUCCUCCGUGCUCACGUUCAAUGGCUUGCAACGGUAGCAAUAAAAUGUCGACUUGUGUGUUUGCGAUGCUGUUGUGAGACGCCACGUGGUUGUCUCGUAACCAUGUCUAAUGAAGGGCAAAGAUGUAUAUUAUUGUUUUUGUUUUAUUUAUGUAGGUAUAUGUUUAUUUUUUUUUAACAAAAACUAAUGUGUAGAGGACAUUUGACUAUAGAUAUAUAAAAAAUAUAUAUAUAUCAGAAUUGAAACAUAUACUUCACGUAAUGGUUAAUUAUUAUUUUUUAUUUAAUAUCGUGACUGAAUUUCAAAUGACUUAUCUUUAGGUUUCAUUGGAUGAUUAAACAGUAAUAUUAUGUAAGUAUUAAUUUUGAGCACGUGUUUUAUGUUGGGAUCAAAGGUUUUUCUUUUUAUUAUUUUGACGAAUUUUUAAGACGAAUAUAUUUAAGUAGUAAGUUUUAUCUUGAGCAAUAUAAUAUUCAAUAAUAUGGGACUUGUAUUACGUUCAACAAUGCUCCGUUCAAUAAUUUUAAUUACACAGUAUAUUUUAUAAAAUUAAUUUCCCGUUAUGUAAAUUUGCAGUGCUUUUAUAUUUAUUAUUUAACAAAUUGUUUUAUUUUUAACUUAGUGACCAAAUUGUUUUUUAACCUUCGCGUACAAAUCGUCUUCGGCGGGAAACCGGACCCCGGAGCGAGACGAUAAAAAUAUUACUAAAACUUAUGAUAAAGAUAAAGAACAAAAAAAAAACUUGUUUAUUUUUAAGCGAAUUUUUUUAUUUAAAUUUUUAAUAUAUUUUAUUUUUAUGACAUUAACUGAGACAUAUUUUUUGACCAAAAAACAUUGACACAAUAUUUAUUAUUCCAAAACAUAAAAAUAAUGACAAAUAAUAAAAACAUAAAAGCAAUGACUAAAGCACUUUGUCCGUCAUCGCAUGUUUAUGAGACAGAUUUAUGUAUGACGCCACAACCCUUCAAGCAAUCUUGAGCCGUAAAAGUAUUGGGUAAUAUACACAAGGCUAUUUUUAUUAUGAAUGUUAUUUCCUUAGUGUAUAGAUAUGUAGAUUUACGCGAUUCGAGUGCAGUCGGGGCAUUGUUUAUCAUAGAUUUAUAAAAAAUAAAUAAUUAAAAAAAAAAUUGCACGCUUUACCUACGUUGAAUACUUUGCUGAUUGGAAAGUGUGUUUUGUACCGCGGAGUAAUGCGUUUAUCUUGACAAUUUAGUGUUUGUUAUAAAGUAGUGAUAACACACCAUAAUGGCCUUUCAAAUAGUAAAUGACACUUAUAAGUGACACGCGGUAACACAUGUUCAAAUUUAAUUGAUUACAAACGGCGGGUGAAAGUGUAAUUGAGUAAGCGACAUCAUUGCGACAUUAAAUUUCAUAAAUAUUUAAAAUCAACACUUUUUUCUAUGCUUUUUAAACUAGUUAUUUUAAAAAAA
Molecule: messenger RNA, 8419 nt
Organism: Manduca sexta (tobacco hornworm)
Lineage: Eukaryota; Metazoa; Arthropoda; Insecta; Lepidoptera; Sphingidae
Gene: Mical
Product: F-actin-monooxygenase Mical
Exons: 26
Coding region: 4-6786 (2260 amino acids)
Source: RefSeq, a predicted model, not a curated record